AUGGCAGAAGAAAUAGAGCCACACAUAGCUAGAAAAUUCGAAAUAAUAUAGAAAUUAGGGAAGGGUGCCUAUGGAAUAGUGUGGAAGGCAGUUGAUAAGAAGUUGAAGACUGUUGUUGCAUUGAAAAAAGUAUUUGAUGCUUUCCAUAAUGCUACAGAUGCUCAAAGAACCUUCAGAGAGAUUAUGUUUUUGUAGGAGUUGAAUGGCCAUGAGAACAUUGUUAGGCUGUUGAACAUUAUCAAAGCAGAAAACAAUAAGGAUAUAUAUUUAGUUUUCGAUUACAUGGAAACAGAUUUGCAUGCGGUCAUUCGUGCUGGUAUUCUUGAAGAAGUGCACAAGAAAUUCAUCAUAUAUUAGAUUUUGAAAUCUCUGAAAUACAUACAUUCAGGUGAAUUGAUUCAUCGAGAUCUCAAACCAUCAAAUAUCUUAUUAAAUUCGGAAUGCCAUAUGAAACUAGCAGAUUUCGGAUUAGCUAGAAGUAUAGCAAUAAAUGAAGAAGAUUGCACCCCACCCAUUCUGACUGAAUAUGUGGCCACCAGAUGGUACAGAGCUCCUGAAAUCCUUCUUGGAUCCACCAAUUACACUAAGGCUGUCGAUAUGUGGAGUAUAGGAUGCAUCCUUGGAGAAUUAGUUAUUGGUAAGGCCAUUUUCCCAGGGACUUCCACUGCAAAUUAAAUCGAGCGAAUAUUAGAAUUAAAUGGAAAGCCUACCGAACAAGAUGUUGAAUCAUUAGAAUCACCUCUUGCUGCUCAUAUCUUGUCAUCUGUUACUGUUACAAAAAAGAAAUCCUUUUAAUAAUUCUUUCAAGGUGCCAGUGAUGAUUGUUUAGAUUUGUUGAGAAGAUUGUUGGUCUUCAAUCCAAAAAUGCGAUUAACCGUUGAUUAAGCCAUUAGACACAAGUAUAUCAAAGAAUUCUCCUCUCCUGAAGAAGAAAUAGUCUGUCAGGAACCCAUAAAAAUACCUAUGAAUGAUAAUAAGAAGUUUUCAAUUAAAGAAUAUCGAGAAGCCUUAUACAAUGAUAUCAACAGAAGAAAGAAGGAGUAAAGAAAGAAGUGGCAAGCCAAGUAUUUAUAGUAAUUGGGUAUGAAUCCAGAUGAAUUGAUUGAUGGAAAUCAAUUUAUCAAUUAAACCGAUUAACAUCAACAAUAAUAGACAGGGUCCUUCUUUUAGAAAUCAACUAAAAUGGAAAGUCACAAUAGUUCACAGGUUGUUUAGAAGUCUAAUAUUGAAGAAAUUCAAUAAAUUAUCAGAUAAUAACAAAUUUAAUCUUAACAAUUAAAGAAAUCGUAGAGUUAAGCUACAGUUUAACCUGCUCAAAAAUUGACAAGCCAAAAAAGUGCAUCCAACAUUGUGGCAUAAAUUUAUAAUAAUUUCUAAGCUCAAGAUUCAAAGUUUCAUUAACAGUAAUAGUUUUUGCAACAAUAAUUAUAACAACUCCAGCAGAAAUCCCUAAAAAAAAAGACAUGA
Messenger RNA from Paramecium tetraurelia, 1467 nucleotides. RefSeq lists its product as uncharacterized. The record is from RefSeq and is a predicted model, not a curated record. Gene Ontology annotation, biological process: intracellular signal transduction; protein phosphorylation. NCBI's taxonomy places the organism in Eukaryota, Ciliophora, Oligohymenophorea, Peniculida, Parameciidae. Gene Ontology annotation, cellular component: nucleus; cytoplasm. The transcript is spliced from 5 exons. Gene Ontology annotation, molecular function: MAP kinase activity; ATP binding.